CGAGUUCUAUAUAAUGUCCCUUAUCAGUUCAUGGAAAUGAAUCAUAGUUGCUAGCGGCUGACAGCUAAUACAGCCAAGUUGAGGCAACUGAUAUUUCUGUGCACUCUUGAUUUAGAGCGGGGUCAUAAAUUAGGGGUAGCUGAUUUGAAAGCCUUCUUCGGUAUGGCUCCCUACACUAUUCCAAUGUGGUUCUUUCUUAUCCUACUGCCUUUACUGCUUUUUUUCCUCUUGAAGAAUAUUCGAUCUCUCAGAAUACUGAAUAAGCAGCUCCCACCAGGCCCUCCAAAGCUUCCAAUUCUAGGAAAUUUACACCAACUAGGAGAGUUGCCUCACCAAUCUCUGAGGCAACUUUCUGCCAAAUAUGGACCGGUCAUGCUUCUAAAGCUUGGUCGUAUACCCCUUGUUGUUAUCUCCUCUGCGCAAGCGGCAAAAGAUGUCUUAAAAAAUCAUGAUCUUGACUGUUGCAGCAGACCACACUUUACAGGAAGUGGGAAGCUUACCUAUAAUUAUUUAGAUAUGGCUUUUUCACCAUAUAGUGAGCACUGGAGAGAGAUAAGGAAAAUAUGUGUUCUUGAGCUUUUUAGCCUCAAGAGGGUGCAGUCAUUUCACUUCAUUAGGGAAGAAGAAACCGCUUUUCUAAUUAAUUCGAUCUCUGAAUCAGCAGCUUCUGCAACUCCUGUUGAUCUUUCUGAGAAGAUUUUUGCUCUAACAGGAAGUGUCAUUUUCAGAAUGGCGUUUGGGAAGAGAUUUCGAGGGAGUAAUUUUGAUAAUCGGAGAUUUGAAGAAUUGGUUCAUGAUGUUGAGUCUGUAGUGGGAGGUUUCACUGCCAAUGAGUGCUUUCCCUAUAUAGGUUGGAUUGUUGACAGACUGACCGGAUAUUACAAAAAGCUUGACAGAGUUUUCCAUGAACUGGAUACUUUAUUCCAGCAGAUAAUUGAUGAUCAUCUUCAACCCGAGAGGACAAAACGAGAUGCUCAGGAAGAUAUUAUUGACGUGUUGCUGAAAAUAGUAAGGGAAGAAACGGAAUCUCGGCUCACAGAAGACAAUAUAAAGGCUGUUCUCUUGAAUAUAUUUUUGGGUGGAGUAGACACAAGUGCAAUUACUGUGAUCUGGGCAAUGGCAGAGCUAACUAAGAAUCCAAGAUUGAUGCAUAAAGCACAAGAAGAAGUGAGAAAGUGUGUUGGACCGAAAGGAAAAGUGACAGAGUCUGACCUCGACAAACUUGUAUAUAUGAAAAUGAUAAUCAAAGAAACUUUGAGAUUGCAUCCUCCAGCCCCACUCUUACUUCCAAGAGAAGCUUUGUCCCGAUUCACAGUUAAUGGUUACAACAUUUAUCCAAAAACAAUGAUCCAAAUUAACGCUUGGGCAAUUGGAAGAGAUCCCAAAAGCUGGGAUAACCCUGAAGAAUUCUCCCCGGAAAGAUUUAUGAAUAACUCCAUUGAUUUUAAAGGGCAAAAUUUUGAGCUUUUGCCAUUUGGAUCUGGUCGACGAAGUUGUCCCGCUAUGCAUAUGGGGUUAAUUACGACGGAAAUCGCACUUGCUAAUCUCUUGUAUUGUUUUGACUGGAAAUUACCCAGUGGAAUGAAGGAGGAUGAUUUGAACAUGGAUGAAUCAGCUGGGGUGAGCCUCACCGUUUCAAAAAAGAUUCCUCUAAUGCUUGUGCCAGUCAAUUAUCUCCAGCAGCCAUGAGUAAAGAAGACAAAGCUCUACGUUGUCUAAUAAUAUCUAAUAAUUAUAAAUAAUCUCUAAUAAUAUUGCAUUUUAGGAACAACUCAGAAAAUAGUCCUUUAUUGCUCAUGAUUGAAUCUUUUGUUCUGACUCGAGUUAUGUGAAAGAUUCCCUCCAAUUCAUCUUUCAGGCUUUCCAGCUGAAUGUUAUUGGCUUCAGUAUUUGUUCCCUA
Mangifera indica (mango) is the source of this 1900-nucleotide messenger RNA. Its product is annotated as cytochrome P450 71B34-like. Gene Ontology annotation, molecular function: oxidoreductase activity, acting on paired donors, with incorporation or reduction of molecular oxygen; iron ion binding; heme binding. Bases 163 to 1689 code for a protein of 508 amino acids. Lineage: Eukaryota; Viridiplantae; Streptophyta; Magnoliopsida; Sapindales; Anacardiaceae. The transcript has 2 exons. The record is from RefSeq and is a predicted model, not a curated record.